GUUACUAUUUUACCCUUUCAAAAAUAUUAAAAAUAUGGUCAAAGUCAAAAUUCUUAAUCAACUACCUGACAUUUGGAUGAAAACCGUCCAAAAGGGCCUCCGCCGCAACAUUUCGAAAGGUUUGGGGUGGCGGUUGCAAUAAAUUAAAAGUUUGGGAAAAGUCUGCUAAUAUUUUAAAGAUUUGGAGCGUCUACUGCAAUAUUCCCUUCCAAUAAUUACAUAUCUGAUUUGACCUAUGGAUGAACAUGCUUCCUUUGUAUCUCACAUGGUUUCUAUUUGGAUCGGAAUUCGUUUGAUGGUUCGAGAGUAGUUUCAAAUAUUUGUCACAUCCUCAGUGCAGUCCUUGCUCAUCAUCCACGGGCCCUAUCUUCAAGUAACUAUGUUUCAUAAUAGCAUUUGUAAGGACUAUCAAUACAUUAAAUAAUAAUAAUAAUAAAUAAAACGUAGUCUUUUGACUAUGGUAAAACUAAAACCUAAUUACUUGGACCAAAUGAAAUAUAGGCAAGACAAGAAUUAGAGGAAAGUUAGGAAAUCAUAAGACUAAUCUCAGCCACGCAAAUGCAUUGCUGUAAAGCAUUACCAUUCCAAAUACUUAUAAAUAAACUGAAAGUAAUUUUACCAAAAAAACAAUUACAAAUUAUUCUUCUUCACUUCUGUAAGUUCCCCUCAGCCUGAUGCAUCAUUUUGCAGUUAAAAACAACCUUAUUGAUACAAAUGCAGAGACAACCAAACUAGAUUUUAAAGGCAGUGAUUCCACCCCUCUUUGUCCUAAGCCUCGUCGGCUCAGGUCAGCCUUGCCUGAAUAUCUUAAUCCUCUCAAAUGCAGCAAGAACAGCAAGCCAAAUUCUGAUGCAAGAAGUGGGGUUCCAUACAUGCUUGCAGAAAAGACAACAGAUGGACGAGGAUGCAUGUGCACUGGAUGCUCUCCCUCUUGUUACUCGGGAUCUCCACCGAGUAGGACGGAUAAUCCAUUGGUUCAUGAUGUGCAGUUCGUGCAUCAGAUGGAGGUGUUUUCGCCUUUCACUCGAAUAGAGUCACAGUCUAAUAAAUUUGAAUUCAGUACAUCUGCUUCUCCGUUUUGAGUUAGAUAUCAUUAAAACUUUGUUAAUGUAGUUGAGUUGUAAUUUUGCAGUUACAAGGAGAUUAAUGAAACGUGACGUAAUUUCUGUA
Olea europaea var. sylvestris is the source of this 1170-nucleotide messenger RNA. RefSeq lists its product as uncharacterized. Lineage: Eukaryota; Viridiplantae; Streptophyta; Magnoliopsida; Lamiales; Oleaceae. The record is from RefSeq and is a predicted model, not a curated record. The transcript has 3 exons. Bases 675 to 1082 code for a protein of 135 amino acids.